AUGGCGAUAAACCGCGCUUUUGCACUGACCCCUUCCUCAUCAAGUGAUGAAGAAGGUGAUCCGAUUGACGUUACAGGCGUUUAUAGCUUUGGUCAGAAUUCCUAUGGAGAGCUCAUGCUUGACGAUAGAAUGGAUCGCAAUCACCCAACGCAAGUAGAUUUUGGCAAUCGUAAUGAUGACAAGCGUGUGAUAGACGUUGCGUGUGGAAAUGAACAGACUGUCAUUCUAUUUGAUCAUGGAGAUGUAGUUGCAUGUGGGAAUAAUGAAAGUGGUCAAUGUGCAAUCGGUACAACGGAGCAGGUGCCGACGCUCCGAUUCUUGCCGGACUUGAGCUCCUAUCGAACAGUGCGGAUCUUCUCAGGAAAUGGUAGUGAACACGUUGCAGCACUGAGUGCGGAUGGUAAUUUGUACACUGUUGGAUACAAUAAGAAUGGACAAUUGGGGCUCGGCACUGCAACAAAUGUAGCCGAGACUACAUUAGUGAGAGAGCUGGCAGGAAAACGCGUGGUUGAUGUUAGCUGCAGCUACUUUCACACAGCAAUUGUUAUGGAUAAUGGCGAUUUGUACGGAUGCGGUUGUAAUGACUAUGGUCAGCUUGGCUUGGGUGACUACAAUGGUCAGCUUGUACCUCAACCUGUUGAGUACUUCUUUCGGCAUCCAGUUCUAGCAGUAGCAUGCGGUCAGCAUUACACGGUCGCAUCACUUCGAGAUGGUGGUGUCGUAGCAUUUGGGAAAAAUGACCACGGCCAACUUGGGCUUGAUAGCACAUCCGAACCGGUAUUAUAUCCUACACGCUUAGCCCCGCCACUGGAUAGAGCAAUGGUGCCCCAACUUUCGUGUGGGUACCAUCACACUGCAAUUAUCACCGUAGAUGGCGCUGUCUACACUUUUGGCCGCAAUGACUACGGUCAGCUUGGUCUUGGACACAAAUUACACAUGUCCCGGCCAACGGUCGUGAAAAGUUUGUCUCGAAUGAGGAUAACCCAGGUUGCAUGCGGUUGUUAUCAUACGCUCGCGCUUUCAGACGAAGGCAAAGUGUUCCCAUUUGGUCGUAAUAACCAUGGUCAGCUUGGACUAGAGACAUCAGUGGACUGUCUAAGCCCUCAGCUCAUUUCAGCUCUGAGGAGUAAGACCGUUACAAAGAUCGCUGCUGGGUUUUAUCAUUCAGUCUGUCUGACCGGGACAUUCCAAGAAAAGACUCAGUCAACGAAAGGCACCGGAACAUUGAGCGCAGAUUUGAGGAAGAUGUUGAACAAUCCAACUCGAAGCGAUGUCACCUUUCUGGUAGAAGGUCGUCGGUUCUUCGCACAUAGCUGUAUCUUGAUUGCUCGUUGUGAACCACUCGAGAAAAUGCUAGACGGUCGAAUGAAGGACGGGUCACAGUCAGAAAUCGUCAUUCCAGAGUACUCGUAUGACGUUUUUGCUGCUCUGAUAGAGUUUCUUUACUCGGACCAAGUGGCCACCCUAGAUUCACCGGAUCUGACGGCAGAGUUUACUCUCGAGCUGCAUGCUCUAGCAGAUCAUUACUUGAUUGCUAGUCUUCGAAGUUUGUGUGAGAACGCUUUACUACGCAUUCUAUCAGUGAAAAAUGUUGCCAUCAUUAUAGAGUCAGCGCAUUUCCGUGAUGCUUUCACACUCAAGAAACGUUGCUCAGGCUUUAUCAUGGAUCAUUUCGCUCGCGUUGUUACUACUCCGGCUUUUCUUGGACUACCCCAAGAAUUGCUCCAGGAGAUGUUGCUUCUAGCUACCCAGCAAGGAUUAUCGAUUCCCAAUCAAACUACUGCUGGUGAUCGCUAG
Molecule: messenger RNA, 1797 nt
Organism: Peronospora farinosa
Lineage: Eukaryota; Oomycota; Peronosporomycetes; Peronosporales; Peronosporaceae
Source: the annotation of a GenBank genome assembly